Messenger RNA from Diachasmimorpha longicaudata, 10927 nucleotides. RefSeq lists its product as uncharacterized. The record is from RefSeq and is a predicted model, not a curated record. NCBI's taxonomy places the organism in Eukaryota, Metazoa, Arthropoda, Insecta, Hymenoptera, Braconidae. The transcript has 16 exons. Gene Ontology annotation, cellular component: membrane. Gene Ontology annotation, molecular function: ATP hydrolysis activity; ATP binding; ABC-type transporter activity. Bases 1403 to 3427 code for a protein of 674 amino acids. Gene Ontology annotation, biological process: transmembrane transport.
AAAUUACGUAUUGAGGGGGUUCUGCAUUCGAUAUUUGUUCGCGGCAUUACCUUUCGACUCUAGUGCUCUUUUAUUUAAAAAAUUAGGAAUUAUAUUGAAGAAGAAAAUUAGUGUUCGGAGAAAUUUUGCAUUACAUUAAAUCCAUUAACUUUUGGGCAAAAUGGUUCUACUCUAACCUGACAAUUUUGGUGGUAAUAAUUGUUUUCGUGGGGCAUUUGUGUAUCUAGAUAUUCAUAGUGACGAUUUUUGCUCAAUAAUUUCGAACAAAGUCCAUUGUUUAUAAAAAAAAGUGUUAGUGACAACAAAGUGAUAUCGACGGAAUAAUUUUUACGUGAAAAUAUAUUUUUUUCCUCAUCCCUGUGCUUCUUCUAUGGAUAUUGAAGGGUCGCCUCCCAAUGGCUAAUCUGGCUCCAGUGAAGAUGUUCUCCAGCAUCAAAUAUUUUCAAGCAGAAUAUAGACUUCUUCAACAAAGUUAAUUUCUCUCCCAGUACACCCUGGAACACCUGUGGCAAAAUAAGUUGACCUGCCCCGAAAAACAGCAGAUUUCGACAUUGCCAAAUCCAAUCCUUCCACUCUGGAGCGAAAACCAAUUUCAGAGGGAUAAUUGUUACGUGGCCAUCGAUGGUGGAAUCAUUAGGUGCAACUCAACGCCUCUCCCACAUCCAAAUUCCAGUUAAUAAUAAUGGAAAACAAAAAGGUGAAAAAAAACUGUACUGCUCCAGUAAAGUCACUCAACAGCCGGAAACUUUCACGAAAAUUACGAGUAUCAGAAGGUAUGUUCCCAUCGAUUUCCUCUGGAUUCGAUGGCGUGCGGAUAAUGAUCGAUAUCGCAAAGGGGAAAGGUGUACACCGGCACAACGAUUGGCCCAAUUUCGAUUGGCCGAGUCAUCUGUUGCAUGAAAGGAAAGAUCUGCAAUGUAUUUCUGCCCCUCCACAACUACCAAUUCAAUACCAAAAUAAUGAAGGAACGAGUGGAUGUACGUUAUACUUACAAUGGAUAAAUUAAACAGGAUGUGCUGGAGAUUAUGAAAUACUUUCAAUGAGAUUAGAGAGGAGUUGGGGGAGCUAAACCCCGGGGGUGUGCUUCCACCAGACACUGGAGUUGAAAAUUAUAGUCGAAAAAUUAUCGACAAAGGCGCGAUUAAAUGAAGUGAAUGAAAAAUGACAAGUGCAGUCGCGAAUAAUUUUCCAGUUGAAACUAAAAAAUUGUGAUUUUUCAGUUUAGUCCUAAUUUAAUUAUAUUUUUUUUUGUUCGUUUCGGGGCGCGGAGUGCAGUGCUUUUAAUUCGUGUCGGAAAAGUGGGGGGAUAUAAAUCGGGAAUUGAGUUCCGUGAUUGCAAGAAAAAAAAAACAACGGAAUAAGUGCCGGAGGGCAAGGUGGAGGCGUCAGCUAGGCGGUUGACAUGAUUAUUUCAAAGGAUUUGUUCCUCCUCGGCGACCAAGAUUAUCUUCGCCUGCCAAGCAACGAGAAGCGCCAGCAGCGGGCAAUGGGACGUCCGAUCAUCAAUGCCCCCAGAGUGGAAAGCUCAGCCCUGCAGUUAGUAUGCCCGUUGGAUUCUCGUCCAGUGCAGCUGGUCUUCCGGGGAUUGCAGGUGUUCAAGGAGAAGCGCGCCCUCCUUCGCGAUGUUUCCGGGGUGGUAAAACCUGGCGAAUUGUUGGCCGUUAUGGGACCCUCAGGAUGCGGAAAAACGACACUAUUGAAUUGCCUAUCCGGCCGAGUGGGCACGGAUGGCGGAGAAAUCUGGCUAAAUCGCGAAAGACUGACAAAAAGAUCGCGUCGAAGGAUCUGUUAUGUACAACAGCAGGACGUCUUUUUUCCCGAUCUCACACUGCGUCAGACCCUCGAGUACCAGGCACGUCUGAGGCUUCCGGAUACACUUUCGCACGCCCAGAAGAUGCAGUGCGUGGAUCAUAUCAUCGAGGUUCUCGACCUCACCGGCUGUCAGGAUACAAUUAUUGGCGACUACACAAAACGUGGACUCUCUGGAGGUGAGAAGAAGCGAACCAGUAUAGCCUGCGAAUUACUCACGAAUCCAUCUUUAAUGCUUCUCGAUGAACCAACGAGUGGUUUGGACUCGCACUCAGCCCAGGCACUGAUAUCCCGGUUGAAAAAGUACGCUGAACAGGAGGGUAAAAGUAUCGUGGUUACCGUGCACCAGCCGAGUUCCCGCAUGUUUCACAGUUUCAGUAAACUACUAUUACUCAGUCGUGGACAAGUGGCGUAUUACGGCUCCACAGCUAAUAUUGGUAGAUUUUUUGCUACUAUUGGACUGACUUUACUACCACAUUACAAUCCUGCUGACUUCAUUCUGGAACAAAUAAAGGGGCCGGAAGAGGUUCGAGAGCGGAUUGUAGCUGCAGCGCGAACUGCAAGACAGGGACCGGACUGUCCACCGGAACUACGUCCCGAGUAUAAUCCCAGCCAACAUCCGCUCUGUGACCAUCUCAUCCAUUAUCACGAGCAUCACAUUACCCACAACGUGAAAGAGGAUGAAGGUCGUACACUCUGGCUGGACACACAGAGUCACGCAAGCAGCAGCGCAAGCUCGACAGACGACGAUUAUUCCUGGCAGUGGCCCACGAGCUUUUGGUCCCAGUUCAAAGUAUUAUCAGAGAGAAACUUCCAAGAGGCGAAAUCCCGAAUGUUGUCUCGACUGAAUUGGCUCCAGACAAUAGGCCUGGGAAUACUCGCAGGACUCUUGUGGCUGAGAUUACCCAGAACUGAAGCAGCACUCCACGAUAUCCAAGGAUGGAUGUUCUUCAGUACGACUUAUUGGAUGUUAUUCGCGCAUUUCGGUACACUGUCCAGUUUUCCUCCAGAGCGUGAAGUCAUCAACAAGGAGCGGCUGUCAGGCUCGUAUCGUCUGUCUGCCUAUUAUUUAGCCAAAAUGGUGGGUGAACUGCCACUCACGAUAACUCUACCAGCAGUUUAUCACAUCAUCAGUUACCCAAUGCUUGGAUUCCACAAUCCGGCUGUAUUUAUCGCACUUCUCGCAUUUCUUCUACUCAAUACUGUUGUUGCACAAAGUGCUGGAUUCUUCGUUGGUGCAUGCUGUCUGGACCUGCAGGUCAGCAUAACAGCGUCCGCACUUUAUACUUUAGCAACACAACUACUUGGUGGAUAUUUGGCAACGGCUGUACCACCGUGGCUGGCGUGGGCACGAUAUGCCAGCAUGGUACACUAUGCUUACCAAAAUAUGCAGAUACUCGAGUUUGGUGUCGGUGAUCCAAUAACGUGCUCACAACCGAGUAAAUUCCCAGAGUGCAGAAAUGGGACAACGAUACCAGUCUCAGCAAUUCUCGAGAGUCAAGGUGGUCGUGGCUCGGGUCUACCCCUUUGGGCAAACACCGCUGUUCUCCUAGCUUUCCUCGUUGUGUUCAGGACCCUCGGUUAUCUCGUACUACGCUACUACCGGGUUCCCAAGUGAACGACAAAAAAAAAUUAAAUUAAAAAUCGACCACAUAGUAUGAAAAGAAGAAAUGUUUAUAUGUUUUUUUUUUCUACGACUUUUCAUGAAUCUUUUCACUAUCAAUUAAUUACCGAUUAAUUCAUUUAUUACGACUACGGUUUUAAUGCGUUACGAUGGGUGAUAUUGAGUGGAUUAAUCGACAGAAUUUUGUUUUUUUUUAACGCGAGCAUUGGAAAGUCGUCACUGUGGGGAAACACGCACACGUCCAUUCAUCGGAAGUUGGGGAGAGGUGAGAUGAGUUGAAUUAAUUUUUGGAUGGAAUAACUGUUUAUUGGUGUCUUAGGAUCUAAGAGAUUUUUUUGGAGAAAUGCUUGGGUUUUUUAAAUUCAGAUCAAUCUUGAGAUGUUUCCCUCAAUCUUUAAUCAGUGAAAAUUUAGUUGACAAUUUAUGUGAAUUUUCUUCUUAAUAUCCAUCCAGUUGAGAAAAAUUCAAGACAGUUAAUUUUUUACAUGCCCUUCCACUUUCGUCUUGAAACUUCCGAAAUGACAAUUCUUCUCCCGUUCCACAAUCCCAAUUCCCCUUGAAAACAAAAAUAGUGGAUGCAUUCACAAUUUUUCUUAUCGUGAGCAUUGGAAUGUCAUCCCUCUAAUGAAAUACGCGCACAACUCAUCGACGCUUAUCAUUCUCAUCAGUCGUAAUCCACCCUCAAUACUACUCAUCGAUACGAGAAACUAAAUAAAAUAAAUAACGCGAGACUAAGAGACUUGGCGAAUGAAACCUACAUGUAGAUAUUUUGUACGAAAAAACCACAAAAAUUGAAAAAAAAAGGUUUAAUGAUAGUGCGUUCGAAUGAUAAAUCCAUGUGACGAAUAAAAAAAGUUUAAUAUUAGUGUGUGUGAGUGAUAUCCGCGGCAAGAAAGGGUAUAAUAAAAAAUAUAAAUUGAUCACGAUACUGCCGAUAAUGAGAGGAAACCAAUUGACUGAACUUUUUACGGGCGAUGAACAUUUUUACGAGUACGAGAGAAAGCAAAAAAAAAUACUACCGACAUUUGUAUUUAAGAACGUUUGAUUUUUACGUUAAUUAAGCUUUUAGUUAUGCUCCCUUUAACGUUAUUAAUUAUUCGAUCAAUCGUUUCAUUAAUUUUAAACCCAUUUUUUUCGUAAAUACAUUUAUUAUCCUAUUCUUAGAUAGAUUAUCUAGUUUACUAUGACAAUUGGAUAAUAAAGAAGUGUGUGAAGUGAUGAAACAUUGUGCUGCCAACAAAUUAGGGAAGAAUGAAGUCAGGGACAAGUGCGAAAAAAAAAUUCAUAGAAAAUUCUAUUGGAUUGUUAUUAAUUUUUGACCGAUUUUUUUUUUCAAUAACAUUCUAUUGAAUUCAUUAUUUCUGUACGGUUUAUUUUACUGAGAUAACAUUCAGUAUUUGUCCUAUUUGUUUUUGUACCGUAAAAAAUCGAAUGAGAAAAAAAUAUUGUAUUGAAAGAAAAAACUGUACGAAGUUAGAAAUCGGAUGAAAUUUUCUAUGAAAUUCUCUAGAUUAAACUCUAAAAUUUCUUCGUGCAUGUCUGUUCAUUGUGAAAAUUAUUUCGAUAUUAACCGUGUAUUUAACAUUAAUGAUAUUCAAUCAUCGUCUUUGUCGGACGUUUGGUGAAUACGUUAAAACAGUCGCAAGCCUGCCUCCAAACUAUGUAAAACCCGGACAAGAGUUCCAUGUAUAGGAACAAAGUAUUUAUAAUUACAAAUCGAUAAUCGAUAAUGUCGAGACAUCCACUAGACAGUUUGAGGUACGUGAUGAUGAAGGGAAUAAUACAGAGAUAAAACUUUAUGAAAUGAAUAUUGUAAUUACUCAUCUGAGUCUACUCUGUUAUUGCGAAUUAGCAAAUUGAGUGGGUGAAAAAAAAGUGCGAUAUUAUCAUUUUACUUUCUACCAUGUACAUAGAAAAACACAAUUAUUAUUAACCACGCAUGUACCAUGCCUAACGGACUGAACGAUAAAUGGAGGGGAUUACACCUCCUCUACUACAUUAUGUGCAUGUAUUUUAUAAAUAUAUGAAUACAUUCGUGUUAAUCGACGAAUAUUUACGGCUAAAGUCCCUUAAAAAACUGAGAACGUUUUUAAUAUCAAAGUGUUUUGGAAUCCUUUCCUCGUGGAAAGUUCGUAACAGUCGUCAUGAACAAAAAUAAUAUGAAAAUGCCAGUGUUUGUUAAAAUAAUAUAUUGAUAGUUAUAUUAUUCCUAUAUUAUAGGCGGAUGUUGUAAUGCAUUUUUAGGGUGCGUCGGGAGAACUCGAAUUUCAAUCGAUUUGUGGUUUUUUGAUGAAUGCUCCAGUUGCAGAGGGACAGGUGAGGGAACAAUUCUUUGGGGAAUAGGUUUUGGUGAAUUGUCUUGGAGAUUGUAGUGAAUUGGAAUAUCAAGUCAAUUUCGUAGUGUAUUUUUUAAUACUUGCACAUGGGUUUUUAAUUGACAAAACCGGACUUCAUCGUCAGGUUCAGUUUUGUAAGAUUCACUGUUCUUUACUAAAAAUUUCCAAAUUUUAAGAACUUCUCCAAAAACUUAAAAUUUGCUUACUCCAUCACUGAAUUCAACCAGUGAAAAAUAACUGGCUCACCCAUUCUCGCCCUCACGACUGAUCUCUCAUCAAACCACAAACAAAAUUGACAAAAAAAAUUGAUAAAUUUCGCUGAGCGAAAUAUUUUGUUUUGUUUAUCAUCAUCUGAAAUAUUUGCUUUUUCGUUUAUAUAAAAUGCAAGAUCCACCAAGUGUUCAAUGUGUUUCUGAUUGAAUUUGCGAAAAUGGGGAGAAACAUUAAAAGUGGAGAUACCGUCUUCUUGUGGAUUAGACCAAUAAAAUGAAUGUGUGGCUAACAGUUUGAUUUCCUCACUUGAACAAUAAACUGUAAACGGGAUAACGAAAGAUAAAAAAAAAUACUGUUUUUCAAACAAAGAUUUGGCUGUGUUGUCGGCAUCGUAAACGUUGUUUAUUAAUUUGUACCAUUUUUCUCCAUUUUUUACUUAAACCAGACAAACCUUUAUGAACAUUUUAAUGAAUGAGCGAGUGAAUGGUGUGCGUUAGAGUGACUAUUGAGGGGGGUAAUACACCGAAGAGAGGAAGAAAAUUAACGACGAGAGCAGUACCACAAUUUUCAACGUCGAAAAAAAAUCUAUGAUACUGGAAAUAAAUGUUUUAUUUCUGUGAUCCACGUGGGUCCAAAAAUAUUUCGGGUCUAUAUACCUAUUGAACUCAUACUUCCCUCAGACGUUUGAUAACACAACAUUGAACGUUGACUUCUUCGUUCUAUACAAAGUAGUUUUACUCCAAAAAAAAAUGGAACGAGUCCUUUAUUUAAAACUUUUAUACGUAUAUUUGUAUUUCAUACCUUGUAAAAAAAAAAAGAACGAAUUUUUACGCUUUUACAGUAACAAUUUUACAACACCGCAAAUUCGGUCGUUUUGCGGAAUGAGCAGAGAAAAAGUUUUAAAAAAUGAUAAAUGAAAAAUAUACAAUUUCUGUCGAAAUGGCCCACAGGUGUAAUUCAAUCAAUAAUUGUUAUUAUUUUUCAUCUACUCGCUUUUAUUCCAUUCUCCAUUAAACCCACAAAUUGAUCAUCAAACGCACGGCUUUUGUGCUCUCACAAGGGGAUUAUUCUAUUCACAUGAGCCAUUCAAUUCAUUUCAUCAUUUAUUCAUCCCGAGGCGAUUGUUACCCUCGAUUUCAAAGCAGUGCCUUUUUUAUUGAAAUGAAAAAUCUAACAGCAACAAAACGAGAUAAAUCGUGCCAACCGAAAUCGGAAGAUUGGGUCUUUAUAAAAUACGAGGUGAUUUUUUUUUCAGAUUAUUCCAGUUACUGAGUGAGUGAUAAGACAGAAGAUAACAGCCGGAAGUGACUCGUCUGAAUGAUUUUCAAAAGUGCGAGGUGAAUUGUGGGUGAAUGAGCUGAAUGGACUCCAGAUUUAUGUAUGUGGGACUGACUAAGGGACAUUUUAGACUGAAUGACGUGAGAAUUUAGGAUACGUAACAUACGUUGAGGGGGAACUCACAUAUGAGAAAAAUUUCAUGGAAAAAAUUGCGAAUUCAUAACGCGACUCUAUUGGAGUGGUAGAGAGAUUCAUAAAUUACAAUUAUUGUUGACUAUUGAAAUGGUUAAUUCGUUCAUAUCGCUUUAAAAUUAUUCAAUUAAUCAUAAAUUUAAUGGGUCGACAGUACGUGCUAUCAAUUCUGUGAAUUAUCAUCAGUUAUAUAAAUUUCAAAAGAAGGCCGAUAGAAUUGUCUAGCAGCUUCGUUAAUUUCCCAUUAAAUUUUUUUCAUGUGUGAUUAAUUGGAGGCAUAGGGGAGUUAGAGUGAUUGAGGGUCAGGAUUUUUUUGUUGUUCCCACAGGAUUAUUUUCUUGUCAUGUAGGGGAAUUUGAAGAUGUGGGGCGAGAGGAUGAGAUUGGAAAUUAAUUUUCUGUGGUAUUUUCGAUGGUUUCUGGGACGAAAAAAUCUAGAAAAUCAUGAAAAAAUUUACCUUGUAGAAAAUUUCACGACUUAUGAGGGAAGUAUCUUGUAACUUGUUUCCUAGAUCCAUUAAUUUCAGACAUUUCCACAAUAAUCUAUACAAAUUAACUUCUUGAACUUUUCUCAUUCCUCCCACUACCACUAGACCAUUCUUUACAUCAAAUGAAUUUCUCCCCUCACGCCUCACCCCAAUAGACAUGAGAAAAAUGAAUAGCAAAAACCCAACGCUUUCUCUAAAAGAUUUUUUUGAUUUCCUAAUAGCAUUUGAUCAGAAUUCUAUCAAAAAAUUCUAUUCGUUUUCAUGACUGUACAAUAUUAAAUUAUAAUGUUGUUAAUAUUCGAUUUUUAAAAGUCUCUAUAUGUGUGUUCUUCUGUAGCAACUUUUGACUUUUUUUCCUUUAUUUAUCACACUUCUUUUUAUUGUAAAAGGCCCGAAUACUGCAGAACUUUUAAUUCAAAUAGUGGAAUAGAACAAGUCAUAUAAAACAACAAUCAUCAGACUGUUUUGUAAACAGAUGUCUCUUUAACUCAAGAAGAACUAUAAUACUCAACGGAAUUCGCCCAAAAGCGAAUAGAACUUUUCAAUAGAUUUCCAUUAAAACUUCACUGGAAUUCCCCAGAGAAAAUUCAGGUUUUCCAUGCGAAAAAAUUAUAUAAAAGAAACUUGAUUUUGACUUGAUUUUUCUGUUGCAACUUAUUCCAUUAUGAGAUUUGAAAUCUUUUCUCUAAUAUUUCCUCAGCUCAAAUUUGUCAAACUUUUGGUUUGAUUUUCGACAGGAAUUUCCAAAAUGCUUUCCUUUCCUCUUUUUUAUUAAAAAAACAUCAAUAGAAGUUCAACAAGUUUGUUGAUUAAAUUCGCUAGGUAUUUCACCCAAGAUUAUUCCUGCGUGUGUUCCAUUACCUUUUCUCACUCGUGAACACCUCAUACCCCGCCCUCAAUAAUAUCAUACCCCAUAUAUCACACCUGUAAAUAACGACACAACCCGAUGUUGUCAACCCUAAUGCUAAAAAACCUAAAGACAAAGUGUUCUCGUUAAACUUUCCAAAAGAUUAAUCGGAGUACUAAGGAUGCCAAAAAGUGUUCCGUUUGACUCGUGUACCACUGGCCAAUCAGUGGACAAUCGACAUUACCUAACAUAUGAAGAACCGCAAAUAAUAAUCAAUCUCAUGAGUUAAUUAUUGCAUGAACAAGGAGAAAGGGCCGUCUAAAGUGUUAAAUGCGACGAGGAAAGGGGCGUUCACAUCUGAAUAUUUCAAAUAGCUCUCGUUCCAACAAAAAAAAAACAAUUCAACAACAGACAAACUAAAUUCAUCGAACAAUGCACAACACACACUGAACUGUAAAUACUAUAAUUCCCCAGAUCACAUCCCUUUCCUCCCAAUCAAUGUACAUAUAUGUCCAAUUAACACUAACAAAAAUUCAGCAUAAAAAAAUCUAAUAAACCUAUCACUAUACAUAGACGAUAUAAAUUAACCAAUAGUAUUAUUCCUGUUGUCUGAACUUGCGAAAUAAUUUUUUCGCCGAAUUGUAUACUUAGUACGUGAGAAUGAAAUUUUUCAAGCAUCAUUUGUUCACCUAUUUCUACUCAUUACCCAGAAACUGGGGAAACUGAAUUUUUAUCCCUUCCCACCACUGUAUUUUUUUUUAAUUUUUAUGCGUUGUUAUCUCACUCGCAAUUCUACUAUUACAAAACUCACUUUAAUUUUCUUCCGAUCAAAAUUAUUGAGAGACGUGCACAUACCCAAUUUUAAGAAUUAAAUAGACGAAUAAAUACGAGAAAAUAAUGUGAGUGGGUGCGCGAGAGAGUGACAAUGUUGUGUCAAAUUAUGUCUCCCAAACUUUAUUCAUCGGCAUUUCCACUCCCUCAGGCACCCCUCGGCCCCUAGGUAAUUACGAUAAAUAAACGUUAGAGAAUCAUGUCGCAUUUUAAAAGUAUUCGCUUCUGCAAUUUAUUGUAGCCGUUAAUGACCAAAUUGAGGUGAAAUCUGUUGGAAACAAAAAAUUUAUAUUAAGAAAAUGUAGCUCUUCCUGAAUAAAUUACACCAUGAUGUUGAGAAAUUGCACAAAUACGUGAAUUAAUGGAGUUGAUGGAGGAGAAUAAAAAAAAAUUUUGAUCGUAAUGUGAGAGAAAUGGCAAGGCACUUUGUUCAUUAAAUCAAUGUGGUCGCUGGCUGUGCUGUGUAAUUGUUAAUUGCAAUGUGAUAUAUCGAAGUUGCGAUCUGGACUGUCUCCUUUAAGAGCCAUUGCAUUAAAAAAAUAAUAGAAAGGUAUUUGUGGACUUAAGGGGAAAUUAGUAAUUCAAUAAAACGAUUGAGAUAAUAAUGAAUGGAAAAAUAAACUGAGUGUGAUUGUACGUGUGAAUUCUGUUACCGUUUUCGGAUCGAAAAAUAUCCAUCAUACUGAUAAAUAUACUAUUUAAUAUAUCGUUUAUAUAUAUCUUCAAUAUAUACCUGUAUAUAUUAAAUUCUAUUAGUAAAUGAAAAUGGAAAACAACAUAACGAGUUAUUUAUAUAGGAUAUAAUCACUGAAUUAUGACAUUGGACUCGACAGCGGCAAUGGAAUUCUAUCAAUGAAUUAUAAUAAUUGAUGCAAUCAUUACAUCUAACGCUACAAUAAAUCAUUUAACUUAUUAUUUAUCACUGUAUUCAACUGCAUGAUCAUCAGAAGUUGAAUUGCGACGACGAAUUACAUGCGAAAUUAUGAUUAUUCUCAAAGUCUCAAGUUGCUGGCAACUUUGAUAUGCCAACAAAUUUUUUAUUCUCGUAUAUAAUUUCUGACUAAUAAUGUAUGUUCAAUGAUUUUUAAAUCAGCACGUUUCUCUUUGCAUUGAAAUUCCAUUAAAUAACAAGCAAAUUAUCAUAACUGUAAUUGUUAAUUAAGACGUUGACAGGUGGAAACUAAAUGAAUGGAAAAUGAUAAUUGAAAAAUUGAUGAACCAUUUUUUCCUAGUCCUUAUAAUUCAAAUUCAUCGUCAUAAUUUAUAAUCAAUUUCAAACUAUUAAUUAUAAUAAAAUGAUGUUAAUAAUA